AUGACAGAACUGCAGGUGCUAUCUCAUAUUGCAGUUUCUGGCAAAGGCGAUGAACUAAUUGAUGUUCGCAACCUACUCCAGUUGGUUAAGUUGGGUGUGGUUCUCUCUGGGAGCAAGAGAUCAGUCUUCUGGCAUUUGUACCAUGCAAUUGGAAAGCUUAGGAAAUGUCUUCGCUCACUGUCAAUCCGUGUCACAGAACUGACAAGCAACGAAGAGGAUGACAACAUGAACAUUGAAGAAGCACCCCUCAUACAUCCCAAGUAUCUUCAGAAGCUAAAAAUCAGUGGCCUGAAAUAUGGAUUGCCCUCAUGGAUUAAAAAGCUCGACGUACUUACCAAAAUAACCCUCCAUAUGACUUUCAUAACGGAUGAUGACUUCAAAUUCCUCGGAGAGCUUAAAAGCUUGUCCUGCCUUAGGCUCCAACGAGAGUCAUGCAAUGAAAACACACUCACCUUCAAAAAAGAUGCAUUUCAAAGUCUCAAGUUCCUGGAUAUUGAGUGCUCAGCCAUUACCAGUAUCAAAUUUGUCAAAGAGGCAUCUCCUAUGCUGAAGAAGUUAGUUUGGUCUUCUACUCGUGAACAGUCUCUUUCUGGGAUUGAGGACCUUCCAAGUUUCCGAGAGCUCAAGUUGACAGGCAUCUUUGACUUGCAAAGUGUGGAACAAGCAAUGGCAGCAAACAAGAACAAGCCUAUCUUGGUAGCAAACCCAAUAAAUGCUUAG
Molecule: messenger RNA, 720 nt
Organism: Triticum turgidum subsp. durum (durum wheat)
Lineage: Eukaryota; Viridiplantae; Streptophyta; Magnoliopsida; Poales; Poaceae
Source: the annotation of a GenBank genome assembly